This is a messenger RNA of Nelumbo nucifera (sacred lotus), 1385 nucleotides long. RefSeq names its product protein PIN-LIKES 2-like. Gene Ontology annotation, cellular component: membrane. The record is from RefSeq and is a predicted model, not a curated record. Gene Ontology annotation, biological process: endoplasmic reticulum to cytosol auxin transport. Lineage: Eukaryota; Viridiplantae; Streptophyta; Magnoliopsida; Proteales; Nelumbonaceae.
UUACUCUCCAAAAAAGCAAAAUUGCAAGGCGGCUGUUUUACUGUGAAAUUAUGUGACUGCUGAAGUCGGUUCCUCUUAGAAGGAGUUCUGAAAUCGCUCCAAUAUCUCCACGAAAGGCAGCUUGCCUGUGAAACUCAUCCCUUUCUCUCUUCUAAGUUCUGGGUUCCUCUGUUUUGCAAAACCUCCGCAAGUUGUUUCAUUGAUUAGGAGGAGCCUCAAAAUAUAUUCUUUUAUACCGACCCUUUUUCGUCGAUUUCAUUAUAAUUUGUGAAGAUCUGUAGAACCCAUGUCGUAGGCCUCCCGAUUGGACAUCUGGGUUUUGGAUAAUCUGUUGAUGGUGGUCAACGAAUCUCGGUCUUAAUUGGGUUUCUUGCAGUUUUGAAUCUUUUUGUUUGAUUCUGUGUGCAAAUCUUGUUUUGAACCUCCUAAAGAGGAUGUCGGGACUCUCUAUAGCAUCGGUCGAUAGUAAGAUAACGUCUCCUGGAGAAGAUCUGCUAAGUGCUGUUAUACCCUUGAUGAAACUUCUAUGCGUCACCGUUAUAGGCCUAAUUCUCGCAUACCCAAGAACCCAAAUCGUCCCAAGAGCAACUUUCCGUCUCCUUAGCAAGCUCGUGUUUGCUCUGUUUUUGCCUUGCCUUAUUUUCAUCCACCUUGGUCAGUCGAUAACCCUGAAAAAUGUCGCAGACUGGUGGUUCAUCCCCGUGAACGUGUUGCUCAGCACAUUCAUCGGUUGCAUAUUGGGGUACUUUGUGGCAAUUAUAUGCCGACCACCACCUCAGUUCUUUCGGUUCACUAUUAUCAUGACUGCAUUUGGAAACACUGGGAACCUCCCACUUGCCAUUGUUGGGUCAGUUUGCCACACUUCACAUAACCCGUUUGGACCUGACUGCCAAAGAACUGGUUAUGCCUAUGUCUCUUUUGCCCAAUGGGUGUCUGUAAUUCUUGUUUAUACAUUUGUCUACCAUAUGAUGGAGCCUCCACUGGAAUAUUAUGAGAUCGUUGAGGAGGAGGCUGAGAUUCAGGAACUGCCACCAUUUAAUAACAUCAGUAGGCCUCUCCUUGUUGAAGCUGAAUGGCCAGGUAUUGAGGAUAAAGAAACAGAACAUUCCAAGACGCCUUUCAUUGCAAGGAUUUUUAACAGCAUAUCAAGUUUGUCACAGUCUACUUUCCCUGACAUUGAUCUCACGGAGGAGGUAGGUUCCAGCAAUCCCGAGUCUAUUAGGUCUGUAAAAGCUGAAUCUAUUUCUCAGAAGAAUGGUAGCAAAAGCACUAUUGUCCCCAUCAUUUAUAGGUUAAAUCACCAGUUCAGGCAAGGCUGUGGACUUCUGAAGAGCUAUCGAUUCCAGUUAAAUCAUCAGUCUAACGAUUUCCGUUUGAGACGGUGA